CAAAAGCCAGCUCUGUUUUACAAACGUUAUUUAUUCGCCACCAUGCUGGAAGGCGCGCUCAAGUCGUGGAUCGUGUACUUCCUGGGCCAGUAUGUGGAGAGCCAAACGGUAAACGUGUCCGCUAAGCUGUGGCAGUCGUCAGAGCGGCUCAAGCUCGAAAAUCUGACGCUCAGGUCCAGCGUCGUGCCCAGUUGGCUGCCGUUUCGACUCAAGACGGGCUUUAUCGGAUUAUUCGAGGCGGACUUGCCCAUCUCGGCCAUUUUCGGCAGUGCUUCGGCCAAAAUCAAGUUUCAGGACGUUCUACUGGUCCUAGAACCUCUAAAACAUGACGAAGAAGAGCUGCAGGACGAGAUUUCGUCUCUAGUGACCUUAAAAAUGAACAAACUCGAGCAGGACCUGCGGGACCGAUGGAACGGACCCCAAGUACCUGAAUACACAGUACCUCACGAGAGCGAAGGAUACUUUGGCACUGAUGGCUGGAUAGGACGCACUAUGACCAAGCUUAUCGACAACCUGCAGGUUGAUAUUAGGAACUUACACAUCCGAGUGGAAGGAGUGUGGUUUCCUACAGGUCCAAUGAGAAGUCCUCCGACAUCUAGGACCAGUAGUAAGGAUAAGAACAGGUCGGACGGAGUAAAAUUUGCUGCAGGAUUCACACUGGGGGCGCUCUCGGCAGUCACGACGCCCAGUAAUUGGCGAGUUGGAGGCUUCGACGACCAGAAAGAGGAAUCUCCACAGGAGAAGAACCACUUAGUGUUCAAGCUGAUUAAUGCUAUUGAUCUGUCGGCGUAUGUGGACCCGAAUGCGCUGCAUUUUAUCCAUUCCAGAGUCCAUCCGAAGGUGCUACAGUCGACCUUGUCGAGGUUAAAGGAGAUGGGGUCAAGAUCAGCCAAGGCGGACUGGUGGAAUGCUGAAGAAAGCGUACAUGCACACAGGUUUUUGGUAGCGCCGAUUAAUGUGGCGUUGAAAUUGACGAUGAACACAGCGGCGCAUCAUUCACAGACGGAGGAUCCGCGGUAUAACGCGGUGUUUCACUUGUCGAGGAUAUGGAUGACGAUGGAUGAGGAGCAAUUGUCGGUGCUGAAAUUGAUUAUUGACUCGUUCUCUGGACAUGAAAAAUGGAGAGUAAUGGUAGCAGAACAGGUGAAGGCGUCGGAGCGACACACAGUGGGUAACGAGGCCAAGGUGGCCGAGCUGGCGGAGAAUUAUUUAUUACUAUGGAAACAGGUGAUGGCGAUGAAAAGCGAAGGACUGGAUGCUCUGAAGAAGAGCGAGGCAUGGAGGAAUGCUACGAGGAUAGAACAACAGCUACCGUACGAGGUGGUAGUGUCGAUACGGAAUCGUCUUGGACUUGAUGAUAUUGCAGGCGCAGAAAGGAUAGUACCGUACCCUAAUGCUUUGUAUGGUCUUGGCGAUGCUAUGGGCAUCCCGCUCCCAGAGAUCAGUGUGCCAUUUCCUGAGGGCCCAACAGGACUCCUGUUCGAUAUACUGGCGUCAGGUGAUGUGGCUAUCAAGCGGUGUGCCGAGAAGAGUCCUGCUGCGGUGAAGGAUAGCGUGAGGCCUGGAUUGUUGCUGAUCAAAGUGGACGACCGACCGCUGCGGUCAGUUUUUAAGUUCAAGUCCGGUUUUGAUUUGCAGCUGGCGAUCGACUCGAUGCCUGGAACGAAGGUGCUAACGUUUCGUCACCCAUCCGUGAUGCCACUCGAGGUCACUCCUUCCCGUGCAGUCGCCAAAGUCUCGUUUACGUCGGACCAACUCAAGUUCUGCCUUGUUCGAGCCUUCCAGAAGCGAGUGAUCGCAGAAGUGAUGCUGGACCAUCCUGCGGUCUAUAUUAACGGUUUUGGGCCAAGUUUGUUCUCGUACCACUUCUACGACAUCAAAGUUGAGGACUUUUACAUUCAAAGUAUGUCACGAGAAGCAGAUGAAGGCAAUCAUUGCAUCGCGUCCAGUAUCAGCAAACCUGUGGAUGGUUUUAUUGACGAAAGCGAACAGAGUCCUGCUAUUCGAUUCAGUAUGAAUUAUCUCUACGAGGCACACCCUGACGCUCGUCCUGGCAAGAUCGAUACGUAUGGAUCGAAAAUUUCGCUGGCAAUUGGUAACUCUAUCGCAGUUUUCGACGAGCCAAAGAUGACUGCACUACUUGGUGAAUGGCAAGAUUGGCUUGGCGCUAUUUCGAGUAACUACUCUAAUGGCAUGCCCUCGUCCAACAUCUCUCGGAUGGAUGUUGAUUUGUCUGUAGUGCCACCUUCAAUGAACUCUCAACUAGUAUCAUCGUACGCAUCGACCAGCCCCUCUAAUAGUGUCGAUGGCAACUUCCCACCUGCGGUUGUUAUCAGCUACUCGUAUGAAGUUAAGGUUGACCUGUUGCGUUUAUUCGUCAGUGCUCCCGAAGCCCCUGCUGCACCUGUGGCGCUAACCAACGAGCCUUCCUAUCGAGCCUUACUGAAGCAACUUGUGGGCGAUGAACCUAGCGGACCACCAGCUAUUCCAGAUUGGGCCAGAGCUGCACAUGCUAUUGUAGUGAUGCAACGGUUUAUUCGAGGAGCCAUAGUGCGAAAGCGGAAAAUGGUGCGCUUGGCACUAGCGAGGAACCGCUGGGUAUACUACGAAGGGGGCGAGAUGAUGGGAUGGCUGUACAGCAGAGAUGACUCGCUCGCGUUCCGACGAUGGCGGCGUUCGUGGUGCCAUCUUGACGACGAGGGCAACUUCUCCAUGCACAGCAAUGGCUCAGGCGCAGAUGUGCUGGAUGAGUUUAGUCUGCUGGGUUGCAAGGUUAUCAUGCUGCCUUAUGCUACUGGAGGGCCUUGGGACUCGACAAAGGGCAAAUUAUGCGAAGUUCUGGAGAUCACGACUCGGUCUGGGAUUCUUCGAAAGGUGCUGAGCUCGGAUAGUCUGAUGGAGUUGAAAAAGUGGAAGCACAGUAUUGAAAGCAGUGCUCGGAAUGCAGCCAAGAGAUCAUCCAGUGAAGAUGUCGAAGAGGAAGAAGCCUUGUACGAGUCAGCACGUGAAGACGACAACUACCCUUUGGAAGACGAGGACGUGCAGUUUCGCAACGUGGAGCAGCGGAAAGGAGCGGCACUGGAUGAGCUGCUACUGGGAGGAUUCUCCGGCAUCUAUCGACCGACUGCGACACUGAAGAAAGAGCAGUCUUCGUGGUACUCGCUGAGUAUAACCAACGUGACGUUCCUGGUUGAUGUGCACCGCGUAUCGGAGGCUGAUUGCUCCGCGUUCGCGUUGUACCUCGGCUUGAAAGACUUCACAGUUCUAGACCAUCGACAGUCAUCGGAGUACGGUGUACUGCACGUCGGCGACAAGUUUUUGAGCCUGAAAAACGGCGAGUUGACACCUGGAAAGAUGCGAGCGGACCAUCUGAACAAAGGCCCCUUCCUCGCGCUGCGUAUGUCAUACCGUGGAGCACGUGCUGGAUCAGAUUGCUUCGUGCUACAAAGCGGACUCCACGCAGACCUCACGAUAUCGGGUUGGGUGAUGCCGCUCACUCUGACUCAAGUUUUCUUCGAGAUAAUCGACGUUUUGGAUGUGCUGUGGGCUUCUGACAGUGAUGUAACAGAGAGUGGAGGUCGUGCUUAUGCUCCUGAACCAGUGAGCGCUACUCCGUGGAAGGAGGUGCCGGAGCUUGGGAUUCAGAUUCGUGCUCCCAUCCUGGAAGCGUACCUUGAAGAUUCUCACUGUGUAGCGAAGCUGACGAUCGAGGACAGCUCGUGUUCGUACCGCGCAGACCCGGGGGUAGAAAACUUCAAGCUACAUCUUGGACCUACUGCGUUGUUCGUGUUGACUGAAGAUGUCGCACUUCGGCUCGUGCAAGUGGACAAGUUUUGGCUCAGCUACGAUCUCCGACUACAUCGACAGACUGACGCGCCUGUGGGUGGGUGCGACUUGUGUGCUGAUGAGUCAGCGAAGAAGCCUGUAUGCCAUCGCUCUGUCAGCAUUUCGAUCGGUCAGGUCAAACUCGAAGCAGAUCGACGGCUAGAGCUGCUUUUCGCGCUGUUGGAGGCGUUAACACACAGCGAAGUCUCGGCUGAGGCCGAUGGAGACGCUGAAUUUGACAGUGCUAACGAAGAGAAAGCCAUGGACAGCGAUGGUUUCGACAGAAGAGACUACGAUGUCAGCUUCCUCGCAGGAGAACAGAUCUCUCAAACGGAGCGAUUCUCGUCAAUGCAGUUCAAUCUCCAAGACCAGGAUUCGAUCGAUUUAAGACCAAUGUACGCGACGGGGUUUGGUCGGCCGUACGCGUCUCCGUCUGGACGUAGUCGAAUGUCCACUGCGACUUCUGCUGGGUUAAAUUACGGACUGCAAGACACGAGCCAGGAGCGAUCUAAGCGAAAGGCAAAGGUGUCUGCUUUCAUCCCGUUGCUGAACUACCAGAUGCUUGUUGGGAUUAAGAGCGAGUCUUUAGAACGACAAACCUCAGCAAGGAGUAUCUUCCGUACGCGUUUACGGAUGGGGCGAAUUCAUGACCGCUUAUCCAUCACGUGCUACUCGGUGGUGUUCGAAGUGAUUAAGAGAAGCUUGUCCGUGGUCUCGUUGGAUACCUACAUCCCAGUUAUGAACUUUUCUGUCAGUGAUAUGAAGAUGCAGUGCAUGACACGAACGGAGUUUUCGACGGACCACGCAGUGGAUGCGAGUGUGGAAAUAUCAGCUCGUUACUACAACACUUCAUUGGCAGACUGGGAACCCUUCAUCGAGCCUUGGCGAGCGUAUGCGAAGGCAAGAAGUGACGGUGGCGAGGACGGAACCACCAUGCAGUUGAGUGCAUUGCAGCGACUCAAUGUGAACUGCACGGACUCGCUAAUCCGAUUGCUGUCCAGUAUCGCUAAGAACCGUCGUAAGCAAGACUUUAUUGUGGAGAAACGGACACUCGCUGCUGUCGCUGCUGAUGGAGAAGCCAAGAAGGAAGACGGGCGGGUGUGCGUACUUAACAAUCUCGGCGUCCCUAUCCGGCUAGCCAAUCUUAACACGUCGCACGCAGGAACACUUCACGUUGACGUUAGAGACGGAUGGUCCUUCCCUGGAUACUCACGAUUCCAUAACGUUAGAGUCUCCGUCGUAUUGUUGCCGUGGUGGCAUCCACGUGAGAUGCAGACCGUGGAGAAUUUCCGCCAUAAGUUUUCACUUCCUUACGGUGGAGCGCAGUCAGGUGUGACGCCAAUUCUGAGGAUCGAUGUGCUGACAACGGACGAAGGCAAACGCAACUACGUGUUUGAUCAUGUCACGAACAAGUACGUGGAAGUUGAAGAAGACGAUGACGACGAUUUCUUCGACGUGCCCGCUGCACAGCGAAUUACACCGCCGAAUACACAGCAAUGUGUGAAUCGAGGAGACAGUACAAACACAACCACUUCUCAACGGACAAGGUGGUCUUCCGUUGGAUCAGCAGAGAUUAAUCUUGCUGGCAAUGUCAUGGCGUCUCUAGAUCCCAAUCGGAUGAAGCUGAAUCGAUGGUACCGUCUUCAUGAUUUACGCGGCAAUGUCACGGGCGAGAUCUUUGUCGGUCUUCACUUUGUACCAGACGUGAACAACUCAGUGCACCGCAGCAGGAUAAACGAACCUCAGCAAGUGAAAGACGGCCAAUUCCUGGUGUUCGAUCCUCUGAAAAUCGUUACAGCGAACACAAGUGACCCCGAGGACCAAUGCAAGGACCACGUCAUGCUCUCGGAUGGUCUACGUGGAAGUUACAUCCCGCCAUUAGCUUUGGAAGUCAUUAUCGGAUCGUCGCGAAUGAGCUUGAUGUGCCCUCUCCGUCGCGCUGGAAAGUUCCUCAUUCAAGGCGAAAAAGUGCUGGCUGAAGUCAAGGUGGCACAGCGAGACGAGUCACGUCGCGUAUUGCUUCUGAGCUCUCCUGUUCAGCUGAAAAAUGAUACAAGCAUUGAUAUGGAGCUAUGGACCUGUCGAACACGCUUAGCCCCUGGCGAGGGUGGACCCUUGCCAAGAACAGGAAAAUUGAUGACGCUGACUACGCGUAACAAGAUGUCGGUGCCGAUUAGUGCAAUGUUCGGAGAAGAGAAAGACUCCAUUGUUGUGAAGGUGGAUGGAUGCAGACCAACAGUUGUGGCAGAUCUGAAUAAACUAGCAGCAGGCUCCACGAUCCUGACGCUGGAAGCUGAAGACCUUGAAGGAUUGGGUUAUUGCCUGUACGUGAACAUAACGUCGCACAUGCGUAAGGUGUAUCGAGAAGAGCAUCAGGGAAUGAUAACGCGCGGAAACACGAGUCAAGACGGUGAGUUGCAGACAUAUGCGACCAAGUACCAGAUAUCGCUGCACUCCUGUCUAAUUUUCGAGAAUACUCUCCCGAUUCGAGUGCAGUACAAGAUCGUGGCCAGUGGAUUAUUAGAGGAAGUGGUCCGAACAGGUACACUUUCCCCCGGUGAAGAAGUUCCUAUCCACGAUUUCCAGUUGGACGCCCAGUUGAUGCUUCGAUUGCCUGAAAUGGAUUCAAUCUGGAGCCGUCCCAUUAACCUUGGUGACUGCAUCUAUCGAGAAGGCAUGGACAAAUCAAUCAAGUCGAUGUUGGGUGCAAUUGGUGCAUGGGAUCCAAUCGUAGAGUUCCUCCCGUCUCCUCAGAGCCCUGGUAUGGAGUUCAAGGAGGGGGAUAUCGCCUCAAACAAGGUCGUGACUCGUAUCGACUACACGGCUGCAGAUGACGGGAGUCCGCGCAUUGUAUUGUACUGUUCUUUGUGGGUGUACAACCAGUCACAUGUGCAAACUCUACUGUUCCGUUGUGCGGAUAAUCCGGAUGCAACUGCUUUGGUCGUGCCUCAACUGGUUCCUCAGCGUCCCGUGCCACGUUUGAUGGAUUGUCCUGGUCAAGCCUUCGAGAUCGGUACCAUUAUCGACACGGAGGUAUCUCGGUGGUCCGACAAGAUCCAUUCGACUGUGGUGGGUGUCCAAGAGCCUAUCAGCCUGAAGUUUGGCAGCAAAUUGGGUCCGAGAACCCGCAAUGAACUAGGGAUAUCCAUUCAACGACCUCUGGGUCAGUUUCAUCGCACGACGCAAGUAAUUGUCACUUCACACUUCGUGUUCGUCAACAAGACCCACGCAGCAUUCAAGGUCUCGCAGUACAUGAGAACAAGUGACCGAGUUGUGGAGCUUCCUGCCAUGUCAAAGAAAGGAAUCCCGGCUACACAUCAUUUCGAUUUUGAUGCCACAACCAGCUUAGCCAAUCGACGAGUGUACUUGCGAAUGGACCACCAUGGAGCAGAAUGGAGCGGCCCAUUUGUUGUGGACGAGGAGAACGAGUUUUCUUUGAAACUCAAAGGAUUAGUGAUGGAUUCCUGGAGAGACGGAAGCGGCAAUACGUACCAGCACGAGGGUUUCCGACGUAGCGCCGUGGAAAUGCAUCGUAUCAAAAUCCGGAUCAGCAACAUGGGACCUAGUAUGGUUGUUACGCUAUUACGAGACGACCCGCCGAUGUAUAUGAUCCGCAACGAGUCGAGUUCAGACGUCUAUGUGAGCCAAGUACAUUGCUCUGAAGAAACUGUGGUGAUUCGUAGCCGCGAGUUUGUUCCCUUCGCGUGGGUGAAGCCGGAUGGACCUUGGUAAAUGCUAGGAGUGCUUCAUAUUGAGUUGGUUCUUUCUGACAGGUUUGUACUUUUGCAUAGGCGAGUGGCUUGUCGGACAGGGAGUAUCGUGGGUCGGGUCAAAAUGGUCUCGCGAAAUUAUGGCGUCUAUGACUUUGCGAACUUGGAUCGAGAGCGUAACAUCGACGCUUUGCGCUACCGAAUGUUCGGCAGCAAAUCGAAAACUAUCACGGGCGAUAUUGUCAUGGAUCGCGCGUCACGUGUACUGGUUUUCCGCGACCAUGACAAGGAUAAACCGCCCAGUUACAUUCUCGAAGUGAAGAUUAUCGCGGCGCGACUUCGUAAAGAGUUUUCACUCAAGCCAGAUUCAACUGCAGAAUUGAUUGCAGAAACGGACAACCAUGGUGUAAGAACGACUAACCUUAUGGUACUGUGAUGUUACGCGCUAACAUUUAUGCUUUCUCAACAGGCAAAAGCGACCGAGUCUAAGGAGCUGAAGACUGCACACGUGUAUCGAUUCGACUCUGACCUCGAGUUUGCGUGUGAUUCGCGACCCAAAAAGCUGACGUUAAAUUUCUACGAGAGUCAAGGCGAUCAAGAGGGAAUACUGCGCGACAUGUCCUCUAUUGGUAUCGACGAUGAAAGCUACUUCAAUAGCAAUCGCCCCAAUAGACGUGGAGAUAGUUCUGCAGAGCUUAGACUUAAUGCAACGGAGUAUGAUGAAUCUGGGAGUCCGAGGACUGGAGAGGACUCCGCGUCGUUCGAGCUGAUGCACACUCCCCCUCAGCGGUGUCGCCCCGUAUCAGGCAAUAUCUCGGACAGUACGUUGUCUCGAAACCAGGCGUUCUAUCGCAACGACAGUGAUCUCUCGUAUGCUGAGGGGAUGAUCCAGCUCAGCGACAUCGAGCGAGUGAGCGAUUCUUACGCUUCUUCUGAACAGUCUGAUCGUUCUGAUCAUCGUAAUAUGGAGCGCGAGUAUGGCGCGGCUGGGACUGUGGAGAUCAAGAUCCCGAAGAAAGCCUGGACACGUAUGGGUGUGGGCGCUAAGCGUUCCAUUGCUCUGUCGUACAACACAGCAGAGCAAGCGCGUCGAUCGCUUGGACGGGUGGAAGGCCAUUGGUGGGAAAUGAGGGAACCGGAAAGCGGUGACUUGGUUGGCGAAGUGCUAGUGGCGCUCAAGUUUCGUACUUCGGUAAGAGAACACAUCCAACCGACUGGUAUUUACAACAUGAGUGCGAUUAUCCCGAGUAUCGGCCUAUCGUUUCUUCACAACGCGAACUCCAGUAUGGUGGAAGUGGCGUAUCUUUCGAUGCAGCGUCUCGGAUUGCUGUAUUCCUGCGCUGGUGGCAGCAGCGAGGUGGUCUUCUCACUUGGCAACCUGCAAAUGGACAACCAGAUGGAACGUGAGGUUGUUCUAGGUCCUAAGGUGCACCAAGUUAAGGAAGGAGUAUCGGUGCGACUGCGAGAUCGCUGGAGGAGCUUCAUGAACUACCGGUAUCGCGGUAUCUUCGAGGAGUUAGACACCAACAGCUUGAGUGUCAUUCAGUUCCGAAUGCUGUGGAACUCAAGCUGCCACGCGGGCGAGUUUACACACUACGAGCUGAUUGAACUUAUCAUGCAGGAGCUUGAGGUGUCGACAGAUGAGAAGUUCGUGGUCAAUUUGAUUAGUGUUUUCCAAGGCUUGGAGGGGCUGACAAGCCACCACACCUUCGAAGAAAUCGUCAACACGCAGCUGGACUAUGCAGGCGUUCUUAACAGUGCUAUCAUCCCUGCUGUGGGUUCAGACGAAAGAAGUGGCGUUGGUGGAGCGGCUACAAGUGCUACGGGAGCGGAACCCAGCGGCGUGUACAUCGAAGAGCUGUCAAUUGAAGCAAUCCGCAUCAAGUUUACGAUGGAACUUCACGGCGGACGGUACAUCAAGACACUUGGUCCUUCCGGUCGACGACUGGCUGUUUAUCUUCCCGAGUCUAACGUAAAGGACUUCAGAUUGUAUCUGACGAAGCUUUCGUUCACGCAUCUUUACGAGCCUCAAGCCAGUGUGGUGGAGAAGGUAACACGACGAUACUCUCAGCAGGCUGUGAUUCUCGUUCUCAGAGGCUUACACACGGUGUCUGUGUACGCGAAUCCGUUCCGUAUUGUCUAUCGAUUGGGACAUGGUGUCGUGGAGCUCGUACGCUUACCUGCACGUGGCUUGGCCUCCGGUAGUCCACUUGAACUCAUUAGUGGCGCGUAUCUUGGUGUACGAUCGUUGGCAAUGAACACAAUCAGUGCCAGCUACGAGAUUGUAGCGGGAGCGACGGGGAUUUUCGGCGCUAUAUUGACUCCAUUUGUACCUGAAAGUCGACGCAGAGCUUUUGAAGAGGAUUUGGUUGCGUUCCAACGUGCUGUAAUCGAAGAAGUGGAUGCUUUCGAUGCAGCUGAAGAGCGGACGAUGACCAAGUUGAUCGUGCGGAAACCUCGUGAGUUCGAUCCGAGUGGAGUGGGGCUGCUUACUGUGUAUGGACCAGGCUCGGUGCCGCUGGAAGAACAGGAACGCAUUGACCAUAAGGCCGUUGUGCUUUUGCAACUAUGGUGGCGUCGACGACGACGAGCCAAGUUGCUACUCGCUGAGGCGCGACGACUUCGUCCUGAAGUAGACGAUGAAGGUCGAUCUAACCAGUGUGCCGUGCAGUGAGGAUGGUCAACGUGUUCUAUGGAACUCCGUUUGCUAACUGCUUGUAUAGUAGUGACAGGGUCGAGUACCGCAGCGCUUUCAUCAUUUUUGUUAUUUAUUAUCAGUGCAAUGCUGAACAACUUUUUACUACAGUACUUCGAUGUAUUCUUCUUCUCGAGUGAUUGAAAUUUACCUAAUCAAGAUACUUCAGAAAACCCAGCAGACUUGAGAACGCAAGCCAGGAAGGAAGCAAAUGAUGAAGUUGUCGUGCCUUAUCGUUGGGGGUCUUAGCACUAAGUUCCAAGUCGAAGUCGCAGGGGACAAGACUGUGGAGGAUCUCCGACUGGUGAUCAAGCAGACAAACAUCGGAUGACAUCGAUCUUCAUAAGAAACUGCUAUUUGCUGUCAAGAUGACGGACACCAAAGAGUGGCUUCUCGGUAAUGCGUCUCAAGUAGCUGAGCUACGACAGCUGGAAAUUUGUUCAUUGAACGAUCUUCUGAAGGUAACGGCAUAACCACGCAUGUACUGGAUAUCGAAGACAAGAUAGGGCGUCUAUUUUCUUCCGUCAAGCCCGAACAAAUCCAUGUCCUCGUCGUCUCUUUAGUUCGGCGCGGAAGGAAACGUGACAUCGAGGAGCUGCUCGGGGGUGUAACUCAUCUACUUCCGGUGAUCGAUUAUGACGGCAUCCUAAUUCCCGCAGAUGAAAUCCAUGAGAAUGACCCGCUGUAGAUGCCGUUCUGGGACUGUGCCCGCUUUACCGCUGUGGAACCAACGUGAUUGAAUUCCCCGAAGACAGUAGCUUCCCGGGCAACAGAAAACACUCUCCAUUUACAUUCGCAGUUGUUAUCCAAAAUUACUGGCGAAAGUAUUGGAUCUUACGGACAAUUUGGGAACGCAUCGUGGGGUGCUUCUAGAAAGUCCAGGGAUUGGCAAACUACCGAAAGCCCUCCACAAGAUACUAGCCAAGAAGACGACUUUCUACUUUGCAGAUGGCGUUCAGCCUUAAAAACAGUGCUUGGCUUCUACGACGAGAUCAGGUCCGAGCGAAUUCUACAUCAAAUUGUUGACGACCUAUCUAGUCCGGUGCGCUACGCUUUCGCGUCAGACGCGUGGAACUUAAUGCCACGGACUGGUUGUUUCGUCAAGACAAGCCACAUCUUCUCAACUAUUAAUAUUUGAAUCAGCAAAGCGAUCGUCCUCUUCAUUCGGCUCUGCUAGAAGGCUAUGUCCAUCAGAUGUUGGCUCAAGAUGGAACAUUUCGAGUUCGCCGUCGUUGUGCCGCGGUGGUGCAGGAGGAACAAUUUGAGCUAUCAGCGACAAGAAAUGAACUCGACAAAAUCUGCGUAUUAUCGAACGGAUUUCUUGCCCAGCUCAACCAUCGAUGCCUUCGUUUGGCCAAUACUGUUCUUUCAGAGCAUGUUGACCGAGAAACGUCCUCUAGAGCGGAAGGAUGUCGAGCAUUGUGGCGCUUCUGCAGAUGCGAUGUUAUUUUUUUUUCUCACCACACCAGAGCUUUUUGACAGCGUACAAGUUCAACCGUACGCGAGCACAAACAGCAAUGAGGCUGGUCAGGAUAAGGCGGGGUAAGUCAGUUCGCGAAUUACACGAUAAUUGCUGAGGAUCGAUCUAUAGGCACACGUGAAAGCUUUCCCGUUGAAGCUGCAUAUCAAUUUAUUGAUAAUAGGCAACGGAUGAAGCAAUUGAAGACACCAUUCUUAUUAAUGCCAUCGCUGCGAAAAGUUAAACUUUAGUUUUCCUUUUUCUCGACAUUUCGCGAAUACCAAUUCCGGUAACGAUAGUGUCGCCAUCAGAGAGGGG
Phytophthora nicotianae INRA-310 is the source of this 12007-nucleotide messenger RNA. RefSeq lists its product as hypothetical. Gene Ontology annotation, molecular function: protein binding. Gene Ontology annotation, biological process: protein retention in Golgi apparatus; protein targeting to vacuole. The record is from RefSeq and is a predicted model, not a curated record. NCBI's taxonomy places the organism in Eukaryota, Oomycota, Peronosporomycetes, Peronosporales, Peronosporaceae. Gene Ontology annotation, cellular component: extrinsic component of membrane. Bases 43 to 7557 code for a protein of 2504 amino acids. The transcript has 3 exons.